AUGCCGUGGCCGCGGAAGUCCAGUGAGAGCCUGAAGGCGGCUGCCAGCAGCCUGGCAGCUAUUCGCCAAGAGCUCUUCCUUAGCCACCAGCAGCUUGUUCAGAAGUUGGACGCAGAGUUGGUGCGCAUCCAGAACUUGUGCUCGACUUCUGCAGACUCUUUGGGGCCAGCGGAGUUCGCGGCUUUAUCGGAAUCCGGCUCCCGUGGGUCGAAAGGGGAUGGACCUGCUCCUGUCUCUGCGGUCAUGCAGCUCCCCGGAAUGCCCGAGGAGAGCGAUGGUCAGCAGGACAAGGAGCAGAAGGAACCGGCUGGCGAUGUCAACGAGCCAGUAGGGCCAGUAGCUUCCGCCUCCCUUGCAACUUUCACGACAAUCGCCGAACAACGGAAGAAGCACAUGGCCUGGAUUCGAAAAGUGGAGGAUGGCAAAGUGCCGAGAGGGUCUAAGAUUGAUGCGGACGAUGAGGAAGAGAGCCGCGUUUUCUCUCGGCUCAACCCAGAAUUUGCAGCACAAAAAGUCCGCAAAGAUGCUAUUUCCAAGUUUGGUUCGAACUUGCCGGGUGAGACUUCCUCCUACACGAACUGUUGUACACGAAUUGUUCAGCAUUCAUGCUUUGAGCGGCUGUCCAUGAUGGUGAUUGGCAUGAAUGCCUUGUGGAUUGCUAUUGACAUUGAGAUCAACCAAGCCGAAACACUCCUACAAGCAGGCGUUGGGACGAUCUUGGCGGAAGCGGCGUUCUUCCUCUACUUCACGGCUGAGUUGUUCAUCCGGUUUUGGGCGCAGCAGCACGCCAGGAACCUGCUCAAAGACUACUGGUUCCUUUUUGAUGCGGGGCUUGUGAUGCUCAUGCUGCUAGAGACAUGGCUCGUACCUGCAAUCAUUUUGAUGGUCGGAGCUGGAGAAGCUGGUGGCCUCGGGCGUGCCGCAAGCGUUCUGCGGGUUGUCCGUUUGCUUCGUGUCCUUCGCACAGCACGGAUAGCAAGGAUUGCACGCUACAUGCCAGAGCUUAUGAUUUUGAUCAAAGGGCUCAUCGUGGCAGCGCGAUCGGUGUUCUUCACCUUGGUUUUGUUGCUGUUGAUGACCUACGUGUUCAGCAUUGCUCUCGUGUCACUAAGUCAGGGCCCAGACUUACAUCAAGUACAAGUCCUGUUUCCGUCGGUGCCCAGGGCCGUGUUGAGGCUUUUGGUGCAGUGCACCAUGCCAGAUUCGGAAGCUUUCUUUCAGAGCCUGGAAGACGAAAGCAUUCUCAUGGCGGCAUUGUUCUUGGUGUUCAUCUUGGCCGGGUCCCUCAUUGUCCUCAACAUGUUGGUGGGCAUUCUGGUCGAGGCUGUGCAAACGGUCGCGACCAUGGAGCAUGAGCAGAUCCAUGUGGACUUUGCGCAACGGGUGCUCCACAAUCUCAUCCAACAGGGUAAUGCUGAUGAAGACGGUGACAACUUGAUUUCUGAAGGCGAGUUCGAAAGGCUCUUGGAGAGGCCAGAGGCUUUCUCGGCUCUGACUCGGCUGGGGGUCGAUAUCUUCGCGGCACGCGAGUACGGAAAGCUGCUGUUCGAGGACGGUGUGCCUCUGACCUUCCCGGAGUUCAUGGAAUCCAUUCUGACCCUUCGUGGCUCAAAUCAGACCACCGUGAAGGAUAUCGUCAACUUGCGCAAGUUUGUGGCCCAAGAGUUCUCCAACUUGCACACCAUUCUGAUGGAUUUCUUUCACUUGGUGGGCGGCUCACCCGUGAGCACAUCGAGGCCUGGAGAGCGGGCAUACUUGGAUGCUGUUCGACAUACUGGCGCUUGA
Messenger RNA from Symbiodinium necroappetens, 1785 nucleotides. NCBI's taxonomy places the organism in Eukaryota, Dinophyceae, Suessiales, Symbiodiniaceae. The record is from the annotation of a GenBank genome assembly.